CUUGUUCAGUCGCUGGUCCACUGCCUCGAAGGGCAGAUAUAUUUAACGGAAUUCACUGCCGGGCCCGCUAACCGAGCAGAAGAAGGGGAUAAAAGAGGGUGGGGGGAGAAAACGUCUGAAAGAAACCAUGAGCACUUCGUCGCUUGGGCCCCAUGAGCGCACAGAUGAAAAUUCUACUACGACACAGGUGUCUUCAAUUAACUUCAACGACUACGCCACAUUAAAAAGCGUGGCAGAGAGCAUGCUGGAUGUUACCUUACUCAUGUCUAAUACAACACAAUUGGUUGGAGUUCUCGAACAAGGACCUGAAUUUAAGUACUACAUUCCUCUUAUUGUCCUGAUUAGUGUCUCUCUUAUACUUCAGAUUGUGAUUUUUAUCCUGCUUGUUUUUAGUGCAAAAACCAAUGUGACUGAAAUCGACAACCAGAAAUCAUUGAACAAAUGCAACAAAAUUACCAUUAUCCUUGUGGGGGCCAUUCUUCUUAUAAACGUAGUCAUCACUUCACUUGAUACACAGAAAGUAAAUUCUUGAUGAACACAGGAAUCCAAACUCCUACAUCUUGCAGGUGAACCGAAGGAGCAGCAGAAUCUGCAAGAUUACAGCAGCAUUCCAAAUUAACUCUUCCACAUUGUGUCUGUUGGUUUGUAAUUCACUUUUCAAUAAUAAAUUUUGUAUUUUAAUUUCAUAUGCCCACUUGGCUUAUUAGAUUAAGAUAUACAGCAACUUUACAAGGCAAUGGCCAAUAUACUGUUAAAGCAAAUACUCGUAAUCUUAAGCUUUAUGGUUUAAUGUUAUACCAGCACUGUAUUAAUAUUUAUUAAUGUAAAGGCUUCCAUUGUAAUAGGUACAGAGUUAGUAGAGUUUCAUUGCUUGAAGUUGACAUUUGCUUUGUUCACAUUGAUCAUUUGACACUAGGGGAUGUAUUUUUUUCCAUUCAGCUUGUUUACUGUUAACAAUUUUUGCUUAUGUUAUUGAGAAG
Hemiscyllium ocellatum (epaulette shark) is the source of this 980-nucleotide messenger RNA. RefSeq names its product ninjurin-2-like. NCBI's taxonomy places the organism in Eukaryota, Metazoa, Chordata, Chondrichthyes, Orectolobiformes, Hemiscylliidae. The coding region runs from base 128 to 532 and encodes 134 amino acids. Gene Ontology annotation, biological process: cell adhesion; monoatomic ion transport; tissue regeneration. Gene Ontology annotation, cellular component: membrane. The transcript is spliced from 3 exons. The record is from RefSeq and is a predicted model, not a curated record.